Pocillopora verrucosa is the source of this 1970-nucleotide messenger RNA. Its product is annotated as V-type proton ATPase subunit B. Gene Ontology annotation, molecular function: ATP binding; proton-transporting ATPase activity, rotational mechanism. The record is from RefSeq and is a predicted model, not a curated record. Lineage: Eukaryota; Metazoa; Cnidaria; Anthozoa; Scleractinia; Pocilloporidae. Gene Ontology annotation, cellular component: proton-transporting V-type ATPase, V1 domain. Gene Ontology annotation, biological process: ATP metabolic process; proton transmembrane transport; vacuolar acidification.
UUCCAAGAUGGCGCCGACAACGGGUGAAAAUGGAGUCGCCAAAGAACACGCUGCCGCUGUAACAAGGAACUACAUUUCACAGCCAAGAUUGACGUACAAAACAGUUUCAGGAGUAAAUGGUCCUUUAGUGAUCUUGGAUGAUGUGAAGUUUCCAAAGUUUGCUGAGAUUGUUACUUUAACUUUACAAGAUGGCUCACAAAGAAGUGGUCAGGUCCUGGAAGUCAGUGGAUCCAAAGCAGUGGUGCAGGUAUUUGAAGGAACUUCUGGUAUUGAUGCUAAGCAUACGACAUGUGAAUUUACUGGAGAUAUUUUACGGACUCCUGUGUCAUCAGAUAUGUUGGGGCGUGUCUUCAAUGGGUCAGGAAAGGCAAUUGAUAGAGGACCUGCCGUCAUGGCAGAAGAUUUUUUGGACAUUCAAGGUCAACCAAUUAACCCAUGGUCCAGAAUUUACCCUGAAGAAAUGAUUCAAACUGGGAUCUCUGCUAUUGAUACAAUGAACAGCAUUGCUCGUGGUCAAAAGAUCCCCAUAUUUUCUGCUGCAGGUUUGCCUCACAAUGAUAUUGCAGCUCAGAUUUGUCGGCAAGCAGGUUUGGUAAAAUUUAAGAAGGGAGUAAUGGAUGACCACAGUGACAACUUUGCCAUUGUUUUUGCUGCUAUGGGUGUCAACAUGGAAACUGCACGUUUCUUCAAGCAGGACUUUGAAGAAAAUGGUUCCAUGGAGAAUGUGUGUUUGUUCCUUAAUCUUGCCAAUGAUCCUACUAUUGAGCGUAUCAUCACACCUCGCCUAGCACUGACAACAGCGGAGUUCCUGGCCUAUCAGUGUGAGAACCAUGUCCUGGUUAUUCUUACAGACAUGAGUUCUUAUGCCGAGGCUUUGCGAGAGGUUUCUGCUGCCCGUGAAGAGGUUCCUGGUCGUCGUGGUUUUCCAGGAUACAUGUACACUGAUUUGGCCACAAUUUAUGAGCGCGCAGGACGUGUGGAAGGAAGAAAUGGCUCCAUCACACAGAUUCCCAUUUUGACUAUGCCUAAUGAUGAUAUCACCCAUCCCAUCCCAGAUUUGACAGGUUAUAUUACAGAAGGGCAGAUCUAUGUAGAUCGUCAGCUCCACAACAGACAGGUGUAUCCUCCGAUAAACGUGCUGCCGUCGUUGUCAAGGUUGAUGAAGUCUGCCAUUGGUGAAGGCAUGACAAGAAAAGACCAUGCAGAUGUUUCUAACCAACUGUAUGCUAACUAUGCCAUCGGCAAAGACGUGCAAGCCAUGAAGGCUGUUGUGGGUGAAGAGGCUCUUACAUCUGAGGACCUGCUGUAUCUAGAAUUCCUGUCCAAGUUUGAAAAGAAUUUCAUUACACAAGGAACAUACGAAAAUAGGUCUGUAUUUGAUUCUUUGGACAUUGGAUGGUCGCUGCUGCGUAUCUUCCCCAAAGAGAUGUUGAAGCGAAUUCCGCAGUCCAUCUUGGCCGAGUACUACCCGAGGGACGGGAGGGGUGGAUCUGAUUAGGUUGAAUUACAUUAAGCAAAAACUACUAUAAAAAUUAAUACAGUGCUUUUUUGAAAAUGAUGUUGUGAGGGACGGUUUUGAUUUAUUUUGGAAAGUUGAUGCCUCAUUGGUGCAUAAAGUGGGUCAAUAUAAAAAUGGAAAAGGACUUGCAUUGUGUGAAAGGUCGACAAAAACGGUGUUCCUUCGCGUAAUUGACCUUAUGAUCAAGAAAUCAAUAAUUGUAAGAAGCUCUACGGAAAAUGUCAACAUAAUAUGGCAUAAAAUCAUCAGUUUCGUUUAAUGUAUCUUCAGGUGAAGUGACUAGAAUAUCGCUGUGCAAAUCACAGCGGGCGUCUAAAUUUUGGUGUGAGCAGUAAUCAGAUCAGUAGAAUUAGAAUUACUUCUCUUGUAUGUAAUUAAAGGAUGAAAUCUAUGUGACUGAUCAUCCUUGUAAAAUACUUCAUCUAAUUAUCAUAAUAAACUUGAACAGUGA